Corythoichthys intestinalis (scribbled pipefish) is the source of this 1751-nucleotide messenger RNA. RefSeq names its product tRNA methyltransferase 61B (gene trmt61b). Bases 156 to 1640 code for a protein of 494 amino acids. Gene Ontology annotation, molecular function: tRNA (adenine(58)-N1)-methyltransferase activity. NCBI's taxonomy places the organism in Eukaryota, Metazoa, Chordata, Actinopteri, Syngnathiformes, Syngnathidae. The record is from RefSeq and is a predicted model, not a curated record. Gene Ontology annotation, biological process: mitochondrial tRNA methylation. Gene Ontology annotation, cellular component: tRNA (m1A) methyltransferase complex; mitochondrion. The transcript is spliced from 7 exons.
GUUAUGUUACUUUUAAUGUUUUUAUUUCAUUCUCCUAUAGUAAUUUAGGAGAUCCCAAAGACAUAUAUAGUUCAUUUUAUUACAGUAUUACUUUUAAUUAGUUCAUUCAUUUUCUGAACCGCUUAUCUAAUUAGUUUAAUUCAAUAAAAGAAACAAUGUCCUGUGCUGGAUUUCAAAUUUUGUCCAGGCUCGUACCUAUGUACAAAUCAGCUCCAGGACAUAACCUACAAGGAUACAUGUUCAUAAAAUUUAGUUCCAGUAGAGUGGAAAUUAAAACAUUUUCAACAGCCUGCGUGAAAUGUUGCAGUGAUAGCAACAGCUCCAAAACUUCUGAAAAACCGCUGAACACCAAGCUUAUAGCUAAACAGUCUCUGCUGUCUAGGAGAAGAUCCUUGUCUCCCCUCGAGAGGAUCAGUAACCUGCUUCCUCAAGAAUCAUUGAGCCCUGAGGUGAUCGAGCUGAGAGAAUAUAAUCAGCCAAAUGAAGAAGACACAUGUAUGCAAGAAGAGCAAAGCUCCUCUGAUCUCUUGGCCAUUUUGUCCAAACAACAGCAAAAUCCUGAUAUAGACGCGAAAGAUGGCAUAUUUUUGACAGAAUCUAAUUCAGGCACGUGCAAAGAUGUGACUAGACAGUCUUACGCAUCACAGUGCAAUGGAACACAAUUGAUGUCACCCACUCUCUCACAAAAGACCUCACUUGUGUACGGGGAGCUGUUAGUGGCCGAGUAUCAUAGAAAAGGGAAUGUGGAGUUCAGGAAGAUGUUCCAACUUCAACCUGGAACACGUCUGCAGAGCAGCUGGGGGAUUAUACUGCAUGAAGAUGUAGCUGGUCAGCCUGCAGGUCAUUUCCAGAGGACAAACAGAGGGGUACCCAUCUUCAUACGACGUGCCAGUUUGGAGGAUUAUGUGGUUUAUAUGAAGAGAGGCCCUGCUAUCUUGUAUCCAAAGGAUGCCAGCAUUAUGCUGAUGAUGAUGGAUGUCACAGAUGGAGACUAUGUGCUGGAGUCAGGAUCUGGGUCUGGGGCCAUGUCUCUGUUUUUGUCUCGAGCAGUGGGCUCUAGGGGCAGCGUGCUAAGUAUUGACAUCAGAGAGGCUCACCUCAGAAGAGCCAUACUAAAUUACCAGCGGUGGAGGACCUCAUGGAGAGCAUGGAAAGGGGAGGAGUGGCCUGACAACGUCGAGUUUCAUAAUGCUGACCUUUGUACGGCUUCAUCUCUUCUCACCUGUCGGGUAUUCAGUGCGGUUGCUCUUGAUCUGAUAAACCCACACCUUGUUUUGCCCACUGUGAUUCCACAUCUGCACCCCGGAGCUGUAUGUGCCAUCUACCUUGCCAAUAUAACACAGGUGACUGAUCUGUUAGAAGGACUUCGAUGCUCAGCACUCCCUUUGCUGUGCGAACGCAUCAUCGAGGUUCCACUCCGAGACUGGCUUGUUGGUCCCGCCCUUCUUAAAGAUGGGCGAUAUUGUUCGAGGAAAGCUCUGAUAGUCAAUGAAACCCAGAGAGAACAGGAGAACACUGCACAUGGCACAGAACAAGAGGAACAUCCAGUCUUUGGGAGUGUUCCAUACAUUGCCAGGCCUCAUCCACAACAAUUGAGCCAUACAGCAUUCCUGGUCAAGCUGAGGAAGUUUGUGAGAUAGCCGCUAAGCCUGACGAAGAAUAUAUUGUAUGUUCCUGUGUAAAUAUGGAAUGUAGUGCCAUCUGUGAAAUAAAGAACAAAGACCGUCACCAAUCACUACUAUUUUUGGUUC